Messenger RNA from Selaginella moellendorffii, 2503 nucleotides. RefSeq lists its product as uncharacterized. Gene Ontology annotation, molecular function: polygalacturonase activity. Lineage: Eukaryota; Viridiplantae; Streptophyta; Lycopodiopsida; Selaginellales; Selaginellaceae. The record is from RefSeq and is a predicted model, not a curated record. The transcript is spliced from 7 exons. Gene Ontology annotation, biological process: carbohydrate metabolic process. Bases 1 to 2442 code for a protein of 813 amino acids.
AUGUUUCUAGCGCCUUUCAUAAGGGAUGAUCCUGAGCAACUUCCAUUUAAGGACUUCAUCACCAUUGAGCUUACAAAACUUGGAGAGGACUGGCUGCCAAAGAAGGCCACAAGCACGACUCCAUUUGAUGAACAACUUGGCCAACCUUACUUCAUGUGUCAAGCGGCUUUUAGGCAUGGUGUGAGAGAUGGAGGCAUGUACCCAACAACAAUGAAGUUUCCAGCAACAAUAAAGCGCACUUGUCCUUGGGCAUUGGAGAUGCCAGAUUAUGAACCAACCCACCAUGAGGCUGCAAGAGGCAACAAUGAUGACGAAGAUGAUGGCCAUGAGAAUGUCGACCCUGUUGGUGCCAAUGGCGAGCAGAGUGAAGAUGGCGGUGAGAACAAGAUUCUUCGAGACGAAGUCGAGCAAGAGAACCAGAACGUCCAAGAAGUUCUACCUCGACGAAAGCGAGCAAAUCCACAUCUGGAGGAAUUAGUCAACAGUGAUGAUGAUCGUCCAAGACGUCCCCGUAACCGAGGAACUUCUCGAGCAAUUCUCCUUCACACAACCGGUCAAGUUGCCUUCAUUCUCCCGAAUGACCCCCAUUGGAUGUCCUGCCUUAUGAGAAAAGAAAAUGACGGUUUUCGUGAUAGCGAGCGUGCUGCAAGGGUUUUGCCAGGGUAUGAUAGCUUUACUGACAUCAUACCAAAUCUCAUAGACGACGACAUCCGCAACACAUUGUCUGGGUAUCGGUUCCGAUCUCUAUCGGCGAUACAUGUUCUACUUGAGCUUUAUUGCCCAACUAGGGGUGUUGUCAUCGAUUGCACAGCAGGUAGUGGUUCGAUGGUCGAAGCAGCACGUGGCUCUGGUAGAUCGGUGUUUGCGAUUGAAGAAUAUGAGUUCUUCAAACGUCAUCUUCGAGGUUUUCGUCCUUCUCUAUCAGUUGCUUCUAGGAGUGUAGCAGAUAGCAACAGUGAUAGUGUCAGUGACAGAGACAGUGUCAGUGUCAGAGAUGACAAAGUUACAGUCCACGAAAUGGAACUCUAUCGUCAUUAUGUACAUGUACAUCUGGUCGUGUCCCUCCUCUUUGUCUCUCUCAUUUCCUCCAGUGGAGUUCCAAACCCAUCUCGACCAGUGCAAUGCAACGUGAGAGACUAUGGAGCUCUUGGCAAUGGAUCAACGCUCGAAACCUCCUCGAUCCAGUCGGCAAUCAAUGCUUGCCACUCUCGCAGCAACAAACUCGGCUCCAAGAGUGUCGUCUGGGUUCCUCCAGGCUCCUACCUCACUGGAACACUCUUCCUCAGAUCCAACAUGACGCUCCACAUCGACCGUGGCGCCAAGAUCUUGGGAAGCUCCAGGCAGAUGGACUACCCUCCCGAGAAGGAUCGAUGGUAUGUGAUUCUCGCCGAGGGCGUAGAGAAUGUGGGGAUCACUGGCGGUGGCGAGGUCAACGGCCAGAGCUCCAAGUUUGUGGUGAGAUAUGAUCCAAAGAAGAACAUCAUGACGAGCUGGAACGUCACUGGGAACUGCCUAGGCGAUGAAUGCCGCCCCAGAUUGGUGGGAUUUCUACGCUCGACCAAGAUUCGCGUCUGGAACAUCGAUCUCCGGCAGCCGGCAUACUGGUGCUUGCAUCUGGUCAACUCAAACUUCAUCCACAUCCACGACAUCUCAAUCUUGGGCGAUUUCGACACGCCCAACAACGAUGGUAUCGACAUAGAUGGAUCCAACAACACGGUGAUCGAGCGCUGCCGGAUUGACACGGGCGACGAUGCAAUCUGCCCAAAGACCACGUACGGACCGCUCGUCAACCUCACCGUCCGGGACUGCUGGGUACGGACAAAGUCGUGCGGGGUCAAGCUCGGCAGCGCCACCUUCUUCGACUUCCACCACCUUCGAUUCUCAAACUUGAUCAUCGUUGACUCGCAUCGCGGACUUGGGAUCCAGCUCCGGGACGCCGGGAGCGUCUACGGCGUGAUCUUCGCCAACAUUGUGGUGUCCACUCGAUACUAUGAUCCGUCGUGGUGGGGGAGAGCCGAGCCGAUCUAUGUGACGGUGUGUCCCAGAGACGAAUCCACGCGGGUGGGAUCGGUCCACUCGAUCGAGUUUCGCAACAUCACUGGUCGAUCUGAGAAUGGGAUCUUUCUCGCGGCGUCUGGGAAUGGAGCUGUGAUUCACAGCGUGAAACUUGUGGACGUGGAUUUGAAAAUCGAGAGGUGGACGAGCUAUAGCGGAGAUGGAGGGAUGCAGGACUUUAGACCGGGAUGCCAGGGUCUUAUCUCCCACGACAAGAGAUCGGGAAUGUUUGUCCAGAGGGCGCAUGCCCUGUCGCUACAGAACGUCAGCUUUACGUGGGUGACGAGCAGUGGCGGCGGGGAAGAAGCUCCUAUUGAAUUUGGUUCCAGGACACCGGAGGACAGUAUUUCUCUCGUCAACUUUGCGAACGAUUUCCUGGCUUCAUAGUAACACUCCCAAAUCUAUUAAUAAGUUCGAUCGAGCAAGCUUCGAUCAAACAUCGAUGAAA